Molecule: messenger RNA, 1918 nt
Organism: Haliaeetus leucocephalus (bald eagle)
Lineage: Eukaryota; Metazoa; Chordata; Aves; Accipitriformes; Accipitridae
Gene: FKBP5
Product: FK506 binding protein 5
Exons: 12
Coding region: 243-1673 (476 amino acids)
Molecular function (GO): peptidyl-prolyl cis-trans isomerase activity; protein binding
Source: RefSeq, a predicted model, not a curated record
CACCUGGGGAAAAUCGCUGCUCUGGUCUUCCCUGUCUUGCUGCACAGGGACGGUUCGCUCAGUAUUUUUGUGAAAUCCCCACUGUGUCUCUGGGUAGGCACCUCCCAGGAUCCUCCCUGGAUUUUCGAACCUUCUCCAGUCAUCGCAUGGUGGCAAGGUGAGACCCCUCAAAACCCUCCCCAGCCUUUCUCUUCCCUCUCCUCCCUUUCCCCUCCCGUGAGCCUCCGGGAGGGAUCUGCAACAUGAAGUUUCCAUUUGGAGCUGGCAAAUUCCUGGUCUGGGGCUUAUGCAAGGAGACCAUGACCACUGAUGAGGCCACCAAGAGCGAAGGGGAGGUGCAGGCGGCGGCUCUCGCCGAGCGCGGGGAGGACAUCACGCCGGCUCGAGACCGAGGGGUCCUGAAGAUCAUUAAACGACCUGGGAGUGAAGAUGAGUCCCCCAUGAUCGGGGACAAGGUUUAUGUCCACUACAAAGGCAAACUGGCCAACGGGAAAAAAUUUGACUCCAGCCGCGAUCGGAACGAGCCCUUUGUCUUCAGCCUGGGCAAGGGUCAGGUAAUCAAGGCAUGGGACAUCGGGGUGGCUACCAUGAAGAAGGGAGAGAUCUGCUACUUGCUCUGCAAACCCGAGUAUGCAUAUGGCUCUGCUGGCAGUGCCCCCAAAAUCCCCUCCAAUGCCACCCUCUUUUUUGAGGUCGAGCUGCUUGACUUCAAAGGUGAGGACUUGUUUGAGGAUGGAGGGAUAAUCCGGAGGAUUAAGAAGAAGGGAGAAGGUUACUCCAAUCCUAACGAAGGUGCUACAGUGGAAAUUCACCUCGAGGGAUUCUGUGGUGGCACCAGGUUCGACUGCAAAGACGUGAAGUUUGUCGUGGGCGAAGGGGAGGACCAUGACAUCCCCAUCGGCAUUGACAAAGCCCUUGAGAAGAUGCAGAGGGGAGAGCACUGCAUCCUCUACCUUGGGCCACGGUACGGCUUUGGUGAGGCAGGGAAGCCGAAAUAUGGCAUCCAGGCGAAUGCGGAGCUGGUGUACGAGGUUACGCUGAAAAGCUUUGAAAAGGCCAAGGAGUCAUGGGAGAUGGACACCAAAGAGAAGCUGGAGCAGGCUGCCAUCGUCAAGGAGAAAGGCACGAUGUACUUCAAGGAAGGCAAAUACCUGCAGGCAGUGAUUCAGUAUGGGAAGAUUGUGUCCUGGCUGGAAAUGGAGUAUGGCUUGUCUGAAAAAGAGUCAAAAGCCUCUGACUCUUUCCUCCUGGCUGCCUUCCUCAACCUGGCCAUGUGCUACCUGAAGCUGCGAGAGUACGCCAAAGCUGUUGAGUGCUGCGAUAAGGCACUAGGACUGGACCAGGACAACGAGAAGGGCUUGUACCGGAGGGGUGAAGCCAGGUUAUUGAUGAAUGAGUUUGAGCUGGCAAAAUGUGACUUUCAAAAAGUGCUGGAAGUGAAUCCCCAGAACAAAGCAGCAAAAUCCCAGAUCUCUGUCUGCCAGAAGAAAACAAAGGAGCACAACGAGCGGGACCGGAGGAUCUACGCCAACAUGUUCACAAAGUUUGCGGAGAGGGAUGCAAAGGAAGCAGCUAGCAAAACUGGGGUCGAAAAAGCAGUGGAGAAAGCAGCUUGUGAAAAGGGACCGAAAACUCCCGGUGCUGAAGAUGAAGAGGCUGAAGGACAUGUAUGAUGGAGGAGGAGGGGAAGGGAGAGCCUCCUGCCCUCAGCCCAUGCAGAAAAAGGUUGCUGCCAGACCUCGGGACUCGCCAGUGUUUUCUUGUAAAGCUUGUUACAGUUUGUGUGAUCGUGGAAGCAAAAAGCACCUCGCAAAGAAAAAUGAACCCUGUCCCACCGCCCUGGGCGCACUCGGGGACACAGCAGGAGCGGCGGGAUGCCAUGGGACCACCGCACAUGGAACAAAUAGCUUUUAAACAG